Molecule: messenger RNA, 2558 nt
Organism: Physeter macrocephalus (sperm whale)
Lineage: Eukaryota; Metazoa; Chordata; Mammalia; Artiodactyla; Physeteridae
Gene: THEMIS2
Product: thymocyte selection associated family member 2
Exons: 7
Coding region: 1-1533 (510 amino acids)
Biological process (GO): T cell receptor signaling pathway
Cellular component (GO): nucleus; cytoplasm
Source: RefSeq, a predicted model, not a curated record
AUGGAGCCCGUGUCGCUGCAGGACUUCGUGUGCGCCCUGGACCCCGCCUCCCUCCCGCGUGUGCUGCGGGUCUGCUCGGGUGUCUACUUCCAGGGCUCCAUCUACGAGAUCUCUGGGAAUGAGUGCUCCCUCUCCACAGGAGACCUGAUCAAGGUCACCUAUGUUCGCCUCCAGAAGGUGGUCUGCGAGAACCCGGGGACGGGCCAGACCAUGGAGCUCGCUCCCAACUUCCAGGGCAACUUCAGCCCCCUCACUGGCCCCCAGAGCUAUGGAACCCUGGAGGAGCUGGUCUCUGCUGCAACCCAGAGCUCCAAGCAGCUGCCCAUCUGCUUCAUGUCGACCCACAGAAUCACCACCAAGGCCAGGGUGGUGCCUCAGGAGCAGCCCCUCAAGCUUGAGGCUGUGGAAAUGCACCAUGGGACCUGCUGUGCCCGCUGUGUGCUGGGCACCGGGGCCAGGCAGGUCCUUCUGCACCUGCCCUUGUCCCAGAAGGGGCCCUUCUGGGAACUGGAGCCUGGGCCCCCUCGGACUCUGCUCCAGGUGCUGCAGGACCCGGCCCUGAGGGACGCCAUCCUCACCUGCCCCGCCCUCCCCUGGCACUCCCUGACCCUGAUGCCCCAGUAUGAGGUCGAAGCCAUCAUGCACUUGCGCAGGACCAUCGUCAAGAUCCCCUCCACCCUGGAGGUUGACGUGGAGGAUAUCACCGCCUCCUCUCAGCACAUCCACUUCAUGAAACCGCUGCUGCUGAGCGAGGCCCUGGCCCGGGGAGGCCCCUUCCCCCUGCCCACAGAGAUCCUGGAACGGCUGAGUGACCAGCCUGGGGAGGAAGAGGAGGAUGAAGAGGCAGAGGACCAAGAACAGAUUCUGCUGCCCCUCCACUUCUCUGGCAGCUUCGUGGAGGAGAUGGGCGACGGCCGGCGCUACAGCCUGCAGGAUCUGAUUGCCCAGUUCUCACUGCCCUGUGAGGUCAAGGUGGUGGCCAAGGACGCCAGCCACCCUGCUGACCCUCUGCCCUCCUUCCUGGGCCUGCGGCUGGAGGAGAAGAUCAUGGAACCCUUCUUGGUGGUCAGCCUGGACUCCAACCCCGAGAUGUGCUUCGAGGUCCCUCCCCGGUGGCUGGACCUGACUGUCGUGGAAGCCGAGGGGCAGCCAAGCCAGCCGGCUGGGCCCCUCCCCGUAGUCCCAGUGGAGGAGCUGACAGAGGCCUUCUAUUAUCACCUUCGGAAGUCACCGGCCUUUGAGGGUCAAGCUCCCCCGCCCAGGCCUCCGAAAAGUAAGGGCCUCAGAGGGCAGAAGCAGGUCAGCAAGGCGAAAGGCGUCAAGUCUUCUGAAGCCUUCCAAUUGCAGGAACCAUCUCUGCUGCCUAAACCCAAGAGGAAGACCUUGCAAAAGGUCACCAAGGACAGCUGCAAUUUAUACAGUGAGAUUCCUGGUCACAAGAAGGGUCUCAGGCCCACUAAGCCCAUCACUCAGGAUUCAGAUGAUGAACACGAUUACGAAGAAAUGCUUGAGCAGUUUCCGAAAACCCUCUAGGUGCUGGAGGAACCUUACUUCCUAACUGCUGCUUCUCAGGGAACCCGAGAUAUCAGCUAACUCUUACAAGCCUUUAGAGGACCUUGGACAAGGUCUCUCAGAAAUCAGAGUGUGGACAAGGAGUGGCCGGGUGGGGACUAACUGGAAAUAGGAUAGACCCUGCACCAGCUUCCCUCUGGCUUCUCUGGGCCCAGCACCUUGCAUUUGGCUCCUUCAGCCUCGGAGCUUUGGUAUCAAGUAGCCAGCUGGGUUCUACUCAGUCCUGCACCCCAACACCAGCUGUCCCACUGGUUAGCGCAGAAAGGAAUCCAAGAGACUGCCUACCUUGGUGACGGCAGCACAGUGCCUCCUGCCUCUUGAUAAAAGGGACUCAAUCCGGAUCACACACUGCAGCACUGAGAGCCUUUUGUAAUGUUGGCCGCCCCUGCUCCACUCUCUCCUCCCUCUCCCCGUCCCCCACCCAGGCUCUGAGCCCCUGAGGGACCAGGACUGUCUUCCUCAUCUCUGCAGCACCCAGCACAUGACAAUUGUAGGUGACUAUCCAAGAUUAUUUCACUUUAAAACCACAGAAUAAAAAUGAGCUUCCGGAAAAAUGAUAAGAGAUUAUCACUUAUUAAGUUCUGUCUGUGUACCAGACCCUUUACAAACCCUGUCUAAAUCAACUCUCUGAGGUAGACAAGGCCUGGUUUUAAAGAUCGGGAAACAAGCUAGUCUAGUGUGCUUCAGCGGGCAGGCUAGUCAUGGGCCUGGGUCAGGAUCCUUGCUCACCACCUACAAGUGAUUUUAACCUCUCUAAGCUUCAGUUUCUUCACAUGCAAAAUGAAACUAAGUUAUCUACCUCAAAAGAUUGUUUUAAGGAUCGAUUGAGAUAAUAUCUGUAGAGCAUUUAGCACAGUGCCUGGCUCAUAAUAAACAUUCAAUAAACAUGUUAGUAUCGUUACUGUUGACCAAGAUCUGAGAGCUGUACCUGUCUCUAAAACCAACACCCCUUUCACAUGCUUACACUGUCUCCUAGUCAUGGAAUU